Messenger RNA from Tuber aestivum (summer truffle), 2182 nucleotides. NCBI's taxonomy places the organism in Eukaryota, Fungi, Ascomycota, Pezizomycetes, Pezizales, Tuberaceae. The record is from the annotation of a GenBank genome assembly.
ACCACCACCCCCCCCCUUCCCUACCUUUCUCCCACCGGAGCCACACAUACAUACGUAGAGCAGUAAAAAAUAGGAAUAAUACCGCCCCUCAUACCAGAAUGCCGUCGGACAUCGAGACCUUCGAGAACAUCUUCCUCGACCUCUCCCGCACACCAGGUCGUUUCCGCUUCGCCCCGAGUGGAAUGGGCUGGCGUCCGACCACUGGCGAGAUCUGGAAGAUGGCGAACACAGAGCUGAGUACGGCACAAUGGAGCCGCGCGGCGCGCGGGUACGAAUUGAAGCUGUUCACGCGAACCAUGGGCAUUGUGCAACUGGAUGGGUUUGAGCUCGAUGUGAGUUACAUCCCCUCCCCCAUCCAAAUUCCAAGCUCAUACUAACACGGUGGCGAAACUGCUACAACAGGACCUGGACAGAGUCAAGGAAUGCCUCAAGGCAUACUACAAGGUCAACCUCGAGCACCGCGAGCACGCACUGAAGGGCUGGAACUGGGGCAAGGCCGAGUUUUCAAAGUCGGAAUUGUACUUUAACGUUGCCAACAAGCCCGCUUUCGAGAUCCCCUUUGCCGAAGUGUCGAAUUCGAAUCUUGCCGGGAAGAAUGAGGUCGCGGUCGAGUUUGCUACCGCUGAUGCGGGCGGCGGCGGAACGGACGAGGCUGGGAAUAAGAAGAAGAAGAAGGCUGCGGCGCAACUGGACCAGCUUGUUGAGAUGAGGUUUUAUGUUCCGGGGACCGUAAAGAAGGGGGAUGAAGAUGCCGGUAGCGAUGCUGAGGGUGAAGAGAAGGAGAUGAGCGCUGCAAAUCUGUUUUAUGAUACGCUUAAGGAGAAGGCCGACAUCGGGGAGGUGGCGGGAGAUACCUAUGCCACGUUUUUGGAUAUCUUGUUUCUUACUCCUCGGUUUGCUCCCCCGCCUUGCUCCUCCUCCUACCGAUACUAAUAAUAGCCUUACAGAGGUCGUUACGACAUAGACAUGUACGAGUCCUCCUUCCGCCUACGCGGGAAAACCUACGACUACAAAAUCCAAUUCGAGAAUGUCAAAAAGUUCUUCCUCCUGCCGAAGCCGGAUGACGUGCACAACAUGAUAGUGAUAGGCCUAGACCCACCCCUCCGCCAAGGCCAAACCAAAUAUCCCUUCCUCGUAAUGCAAUUCAAGCGUGAAGAAGACAUGGAAUUCGACCUGAAUAUCACUGAAGACCUCCUCAACGAGAAGUAUGCGGGCAAACUGCAAAUGCACUACGAAAAUCCCGCGCAUCAAGUCGUCUCGCAGAUCUUCAAAGGCCUGACCGGCAAGCGCGUAAUCACGCCAAGCAGGGACUUUUCCUCUCACCACCAACAAUCCGGCGUGAAGUGCUCCUUGAAAGCCAACGAGGGCCACCUCUUCUGCCUGGACAAAGCCUUCAUCUUCGUCCCGAAGCCCGCGGUAUUCAUCACCUUCGACAGGACCGCACACAUCACCAUGUCACGAGUUGGAGGUAGUGUCUCCGCCUCUAGAACAUUCGAUGUGACCGUCUCGCUCAAGUCGUCCGAGGGCGGCGGCGAGUACCAAUUCAACAAUAUCAACCGCGAGGAGCAGUCCUCACUGGAGGACUUUUUCAAGAGCAAGAACCUGCGCAUUAAGAAUGACCUCGUCGACGACUCUAGCGCGCUCCUCGCUCAGGCUCUCAAGGACCAGGACAUGGACGACGACGACGACGUUGCUGCUGCUAGGGGCUCUGCCGACGAAGACGAGGAGAGCGUUGACGAGGAUUUCCAGGCCGAGAGCGAGAGCGAUGUUGCCGAGGAGUACGAUAGUGCGCAUGAGAGCUCUGGCGGAAGUGAUGAUGAGGAUGGGCCCGGCGGGGAGGACGAAGAUGACGAGGAGGAUGAGGAGAUGAGAGACGCGGAGGUGGAGGUUCGUGAGGAUGGCCCCGCGAAGAAGAAGAUUAAGACUUCGAAGAAGUAGAUCGCAAGUUUUCCAUCUGUUGAUAGAUCGAGUCUAUUAGGGAGGGAGUGUGCGGGGUCAUUGUGGGAGAGUCUUGUAUCUUACGUGCUGCUUUCUUCUUACACAUUUUUUUCUCCUUUCUUCUACGAUAGCGGGUACCACGUUGGCUCUUAUACCGCGUGACGGAGUGGCUUAGGUGGGUGGGAUAAUAGGGUUUCUUGCAGCAAUUGGUGAACAAAAGUUUUUAGUUUUUUUUUCUCCCGUC